AUGUACAUCCCUAAGUCAGCCGCGGGUGAAAUCGCCGGCGCGCCUAAGUCCCCACCGCAAGGGGGCGGGCUAGCGGGCGCGCGCAUGAAUCCGCCGGCGCUGGCGCGCUGAGGCAGUCGCGCGCGUCUAAGUCCCCACCGCCGGGGGCGGGCUAGCAAGUGCGCGCAACGACCGAGGCGCCCCUGUCGAGCUGAGAGUGGACUCUUCACAAAAACUGUAUACUAAAUAUCUUUUCUUCAUCUUUCUUUUAUUACAGGUCUGCCUCCGUUGCUCAUGGACCGGCUUGCGUUUGGGAUUGACUCGACUGUGGCUCGCGCUCUCUGGCUUCGGGGUUCUGAGUUUAAGGGAGGGAUCAGCAGACACAGGCAGAAAGUCGGCUUUGAGGGCCAGGACUGCUGAGGUGGAGGUUUUGAGGGGCCUCCACCGCGUCUUGUUGUGACCGAGCAUAGACUUGGGAUUUCGCGGUCAGGGUAGCUGCGCAGUCGCUCUCCUGUCUUUGUCUCGACCGAGUUGGGAAGUGGGUGCGGGGUGGGCCUCUUGUCGUUAGUACGCCAGUUCUUUUUCAUUUUCUCUCUCUCAUUCGUCUCCUGGGGGUGUGAAGAGUCCACUCUCAGCUCGACAGGGGCGCCUCGGUCGUUGCGCGCACUUGCUAGCCCGCCCCCGGCGGUGGGGACUUAGACGCGCGCGACUGCCUCAGCGCGCCAGCGCCGGCGGAUUCAUGCGCGCGCCCGCUAGCCCGCCCCCUUGCGGUGGGGACUUAGGCGCGCCGGCGAUUUCACCCGCGGCUGACUUAGGGAUGUACAUUGUCACGCGCCUGGGACUAUCCCAGCGUGGCCCCCCCCUUUCUGUUUCUUAGCUUCCUUCUCAUCACUUCUGUUCGACUCUCAACCUCUCCUGACAGUAGUGGUGAACGUCUCAUAGGUACGCUGAAAUAGAUCACUUCUGUUCGACUCUCAACCUCUCCUGACAGUAGUGGUGAACGUCUCAUAGGUUAUAAGCCCACGAGCCACCAGCUGGCAUGACCACGACACCACCCUCGCGACGGGUGCCAACCCUCCGAUUCCCGCCGAACAGCUCGCCGCACUUACAUCGCUGCUGUCGGGUCUCACCGCUGCCGCUUCCGGCACUGCCACACCCGCCACGACGUCCGGCACCACUCGCACUGCCUUUCCAAAGCACGCACGCUUGGAUGGUGCGAAGACCUUCGCGAACUGGACACGCCAACUUCGCCUGUGCCUAGCGGACGACAUCCGCUCGUACGUCCUCGACGGUAUCGCACCCGACGACUGGACACCUUCGCAACGCUCCGCUCGCGACGCCGUCGCUCGUGAGGUCCUUGCGAAUUCGAUUGACUCGGCCGAAGUCUCGGCAGUCCUCGACAAAAUCCCUACCGCCGACCUGACAGCGCCGACAAUCUACUCGACGCUGAAAUCGCGGUACGCCCCUGACGACGCCACCCGCACGCUCGAGCUCUUCUCACGACUCUGGGGUUUCCGUCCCAUGCCCGGCACGGUUGCCGAAUUCGACGGGUGGAUCAUGGACUUCAAAGCCGUUGCGCAAGAGAUCAUCGACACAAAGACAACUAUCAAUGAUGUUCUCGCCACACUCCUCCUUGCAAUCGCCCACCCGUCCCUCGAGAGCUUCAAGGCGUCGUUCACCGAUGAACAGCGCACGCAACGAACUCUCCCGACAUUGAUUCGCUUGCCGACCGUAUGCGAGUCCAACUUCGGUCAACGAACAUCCCCAGCACUCAAUCGGCCCUUCUUGCCUCGUCGUCGUCACGUUCUACUCGUCUCAAGUGUCUCGCCUGUCGCAGCCCUUCGCACCGAGUCGCGGAGUGCCCUACGAGGGCGCAACACCCGCCGCCAGGACCCUGUCGCUCCUGCAAGAAGAAGGAUCACUGGUCUCUCGACUGCAAGAAGGCGCUCGAGGACGGCAAAAAGCCCGACACCGCUGACUCGACCGUCGACUCGCAACACCAUGUCGGAUGUCUCGCCACCGGUCUUCUCGCUCGUCGUCGCCAGCUUCGCAACCACUCUUUUGUCGUCGACUCGGGCGCCACUUCGCACAUGGUCUCGGACAAGUCGCUGUUCACGACCUAUCGCCAUAUCGCUCCUACGAAGAUUGGUGGUAUUGCAGUGUGA
Molecule: messenger RNA, 2144 nt
Organism: Microbotryum saponariae
Lineage: Eukaryota; Fungi; Basidiomycota; Microbotryomycetes; Microbotryales; Microbotryaceae
Source: the annotation of a GenBank genome assembly